AGAGGAGUCAAUAUAUAUUUGCUUACCUAUAAGGGGCGUUGGAAUCGCCCACCAAACUAAACCAACCAGCCAAUCAACUUAAAUUUAAGCCCCUCGCCUUCAAUCCUCCAACCUUAUUCCAAAAUUCAACUAGCCAUGGUGAACUUGGUUGCAGCUCAGCGCCCACUGCUACACGCCCUAAUGAAGAUGGCCGGCGUAGUGCCUUACUCCGUCGAGUUCGAGCCCGGCACCACCAUGAACUUCUGGGUCCCCGUCGAGACUCUCUCCAAACCCAAAAAAACCCAACCGCCCAAACCGCCGCAAAAACCAACCAAGCCGGUUGUCGUCCUGGUUCAUGGUUUUGCCGCGGAAGGAAUCGUCACUUGGCAAUUCCAGGUGGGUGCCCUUUCUAAGCGAUACUCUGUUUACGUCCCGGACCUCCUCUUUUUUGGCGACUCCAUCACCGAUAAAUCGGAUCGGUCACCGACGUUUCAGGCCGAGUGUUUGGCGGCUGGGCUGAGAAAGCUUGGGAUCGAUAAAUGUACGGUGGUCGGGUUCAGUUACGGCGGGAUGGUAGCGUUCAAACUGGCAGAGCUCUGGCCAGAGCUGGUGGAGGCUAUGGUGGUUUCCGGUUCGAUUCUGGCUAUGACGGAUUCGAUCAGCGACGAGACGCUGCAGAGAUUAGGGUUUGGGUCGUCCUCUGAGCUGCUACUUCCGACGUCGGUGAAGGGCCUGAAAGCGCUCCUCUCCGUUGCCGCUCAUAAAAAGCUAUGGUUUCCCGAUCGACUCCAUAAAGACUUUCUCGAGGUGAUGUUCAAUAACAGGAAGGACAGGGCAGAGCUGCUUGAAGGCUUAGUUAUGAGUAACAAAGACAGCACUGUGCCUAAGUUCCCUCAGAAGAUACAUCUUUUAUGGGGCCUAAAUGAUCAGAUUUUCAAUGUCGAGCUUGCCCGAAAACUACAAGAGGAACUUGGCGACAAUGCAACGUUUCAAAGCAUACCGAAGUCGGGUCACUUGGUUCACUUGGAACGACCUUGCAUCUACAAUAGGUGUCUCAAGCAAUUCCUUGCUACCCUGCAUUCAAAUGCCCAAGCCAAAUGACAUGCCAAAUUGCUUCCUUUCUAUUCUUUUUUUAUUCAACGUGUGGAGUUGGAGGGUCGAAGCCUCCGACCUCUUUGUCGGGGGUAAAUGUUUAAACCUGUAAUGUUCAAACUGGUACAAUGGUACUCAUUUCUAUUACUAAUCAAAGUAUCAAACAAUAGCAAUUUUUUU
Molecule: messenger RNA, 1251 nt
Organism: Cucurbita maxima (winter squash)
Lineage: Eukaryota; Viridiplantae; Streptophyta; Magnoliopsida; Cucurbitales; Cucurbitaceae
Product: monoacylglycerol lipase ABHD6-like
Exons: 5
Coding region: 136-1080 (314 amino acids)
Molecular function (GO): catalytic activity
Source: RefSeq, a predicted model, not a curated record